Molecule: messenger RNA, 750 nt
Organism: Entrophospora candida
Lineage: Eukaryota; Fungi; Glomeromycota; Glomeromycetes; Entrophosporales; Entrophosporaceae
Source: the annotation of a GenBank genome assembly
AUGGAAAAAAAUAGAAAUAUUUCUGAUUCAGUGUUUUCAAUAAGUUGUUGCGAAUUGACUGACAAAACUUUCAGACUUUUUAAUGACAGUUUUUCUCCUUACCAAAGCACAAAAAGCAGGCAUGAUAUUUUUGUUUAUUGGAGAUUUGCAGGUCUGCUCGAAAAGCAAUGUAAUGAAUGUCAAAAAAAUCGAGAUAAGGAAUAUGAAAGGUUAAGAAAGGUCCAAUGCGAGGAAAUUGAAAAAGAAUUAAAGGAUGAAGAAGUAAAAAAAGAAAAAAGUUAUCUAGAAGAGGCUAAAAAAAGAGGAGUAGUUAAUUGUCUUUACGAAUAUUUCAGAAAUGCUCCUAAAAAAUUAAAAGUGGUCUGUGAUUGGGAUGAAGUAAUUCAACCCCUUGAGCCAAAGGUAUACUACGAAUUUCAUUCUAUUUACACUGAUAAAAGCACGGUUGGAGGUUGUAUAGGUAUGGCUCUUGGUCCAAAAAAAAUUAAAGAUAAGGUCGAUAAGAUAAAGAACGAAACCGAUUUUUACGAACAUUCUCCCUUUCUUACUUUGGCUAAAGAAUUAUUGAAAUUGGUAAAAGAAAAUAAAGUAGAAGUUGUUUUUCUCUCUGCUUAUGAUAAAAAAACUUUUCCUAACGGAGAUCCUCGCAAAGAAAAAAUAUUUAGGGAGACUUUCGGUAAAUUUCCUAAUUGUUCCUUAAACUUAGUUGGAUUUGAAAGCGAAGGAAAAGGACAAAGCAAGAGUGAAUGA